Messenger RNA from Cryptomeria japonica (Japanese cedar), 1025 nucleotides. Its product is annotated as protein SIEVE ELEMENT OCCLUSION C-like. The coding region runs from base 252 to 1010 and encodes 252 amino acids. The record is from RefSeq and is a predicted model, not a curated record. NCBI's taxonomy places the organism in Eukaryota, Viridiplantae, Streptophyta, Pinopsida, Cupressales, Cupressaceae. Gene Ontology annotation, biological process: phloem development. The transcript is spliced from 3 exons.
GUUCCACUGAACCCUCGGUAUGGGAAUUACUGGAAAGAAAUCUCCAACGGCUGGAAUCCAAUUAUAAAUCCUUCAAACUCAUAUAUAUCGGCAAAGAAUUCAGUUCAUUACCGACUAAUUUGAAAGACAGGAUACUGGCUUACACACCUGAAAACUCCCAGGCUUCCUUACUCUUGGAUAAAUUAUUUGCUUUGUUUCCUACUUAUAGAGAAUAUGUCUUCUGUACCUCUGAUGGUUUACAAGAAAAUGGCAUGAAAUGUUUUACAGUGUGGGAAGACAUCUCUUAUAUACUUAAUGAGGUUAGCUUCCUAAUCAGAACCCCGAGAGAAAGCAAUACUGAAUUGUUGAGAGCAUUGUUGCUGACUACAGAAACAGAUUUUCUUCUGAUCAAGAACAAACAACGGGUGCAGGUCACUGACAUACAAGACAAAAUGCUAUUAUUAUUGAUUACACCCAUUAACAUAUCGGAAACACAGACUUCAGCUUUGAAAGAUAUGUAUCUAAAGAUGCAAGACAGACACGACUAUCUAGCAGAAGUUGUUUGGAUUCCAAGAGUGGAUUGGGGGAAGCCAACUUGGGCUGAAUAUCAGAGAUGCGCUACAAAUUCUGCAUGGCCAGUGGUUCCAAAUCCGUGGCUAAUAAACCCAGAAUCAUUAAAUUAUUUGGUUAAUACAGCAACCGCACUAGUUGUGGUAGAUGCAAAGGGAAUGAUUUCAUGCAAAGAUGCAUUGCCUAUGGUAGAAAGGUGGGGGUUGGAGGCAUAUCCAUUUUGUCAAAGCCGCGAAGAUGAUCUCAGGAAGCUAGAGUGGGAGGGACUCAAGGUCCAAUCUAGUGUGGAAUUUGUCUUUCAAAAUCUGGAGUCAUCUCAAUUGAAGAGGGUACCCAAUGAGAAGGUGCAGAUCAGUAGGCAUUUGGAUGCUAUUAAAUAUCAAGUUCUUCAACUUCAUGUGAACGACACUAUGUGUUCCAGACAAUUGCAACGUCUUUUGAAGUUUAAGGUGCCUUGUUGAAAUGUCACAAUGGAG